AUGAUAGCACAGUUGUGGGGCUGCCACUUUUGGAAGACUAUGCUCUCCCACUUCCCGCUUCAGUCCUCUAAUGAUCUGGGUUUCAUACUUUCUGAGAUGCCGCAGCUCCGACUUGCACCUCCGACUCCACCUCCCAGCUUCCUGAGGAGGGUGGAUAGAUCAGACGCCGACUUGGAGAGCUUCAUCACCGGCCUCGCUUGCGUCGAGAACUCUUGGGUUGAUGCAAGGGAUUUGUCGCACAGGUACCGCGAUCUUGUCCUGAUUUUGGGAUGCUGCAUGAGCCCUUAUCGGCAUAGCUUUUGGGAUUUCAUAGUUCUCCGAAUAAUAAUAGGUUUUAUCUUAUCUAGUCCAGUUUCCUUUCUUUCAAAUCACAGCUGA
Molecule: messenger RNA, 378 nt
Organism: Nezara viridula (southern green stink bug)
Lineage: Eukaryota; Metazoa; Arthropoda; Insecta; Hemiptera; Pentatomidae
Source: the annotation of a GenBank genome assembly